UUAUAAAAUAAUUAUUAGGAUGUCUCUUUUUGCUUAGAUAGAGAAGAAUGCAUAAUUUUAGGCUGAGCUGUAAAGAUAUGAGGAGUAGGCUGACUUUUUGUUUCGAAAGUAGAGAAUGGAGAGAAUUGAGUCAUUUACAGAUUAAUUUGAAUUUUUAGCAAAUGAAUAUCCAUGUGCUGUUUAUUAUUAAGUAGAAUGAUGAAUAUAUAUAAAAUAGGGACUUAUUUAUAAUUCAGUAUAUGCUGCAUAUUAAUCUGCUAGAACAUAGGAUGAGGAGAUGAGAUAGAAAUUUGUUAGUGUAAAUAUAAAUAAUUGAUUAGAAUAGGCAUAAUCUGUAUAAGAAGUAUAUUAGAUUGCUCAACAUAUAGAUGAUCCACCUCAUUGGACAAAAUAAAGAUUACGAAUAAUGGAAGUAUUAUUAAGAGACAAGUUUAGAAGGAAUGCAGAUAUCAGAGAUUCAUUAAGAGCCACAAAUAACUAUUAAUUAAUUCAUACAUUUACUCAUUUAACUCCUAGUAAUUAAUAUUGGGGAGUGGUAGAUGGAAAAGGAUAGAAUUAAAUUGGAAGAUUGCUUGAACAAAUUAGAACUGAUAUUAAUAAUUAUGAAGAUUAAGACAAAUGGUUAUUGAUGACAUUUCCAAUAGAAUAAGAAUCGAAAAUGAUUCCUAAAGUAGAAUUGAAAGUUUUGAAAGGUAAAAUAUAAAUUAAUUAUUAUUAAGAGGGUGAGAACUUACCAAAAAUAGAGAUGAAACAUUCAGCAUUUUUAUAUUUUGGAUCUCAUUAACGAAAUCAUGUUCAUUUAGCUCAUCCUUCUAUAUCUAGAAGACAUGCUGCUAUAUUUGUGAACAAUUAAUCACAAGUUUGUUUAGUUGAUUUAGGUUCAAAAGGAGGUACUUUUCAUAAUGAUUAAUUUGUUGAACCUCAUUUACCAGUUGUAAUAGCUAAUGAGGAUAAAAUCAAAUUUGCAAAGAGUACCAGAAUAUAUUAAGUUUUAAUAUCUUAUGAUGAUUGUAAAAAGUGGUUGAAGGAUAAAAUAGAAAAGUUACGAAAUGACUUAAGAUAGUUAGAACGAAUUAAUAAAGGCAAAAUGACUUAAGAAGAAUUAAAGGCAACACUUUCAGGAGCAGUGGAAGAUACGAUUCUCAUCAAGAAUUUACCAGAAAAAGCUAGUCAUUUAGAAUUAAUGGAAUUAUUUAGAAAAGAGGGCAAAAUUAAAGAAUUAAAAAUACCUAUAGACCGUUAAACAGGUAAUACCAGAAAUGUAGCAUUUGUUAGAUAUGAGAAUGAGAGAGAUGCUAAAAGAUUAAUCAAUGAUCGAAAUAAAAUAUUUGAGUAUAAAAAUGAAAAACUUAAAUUAAAAUUAGUGGAUUAUGCUUAUGUUGAAAAAUUCUAGGAAGAAUUAAGAUGGGGAAUUACAGAACAACCAUCUCAGCAAUAAUAAUUACAAUAAUAAUAAUAAUAAUAAUAAUAAUAAUAAUAAUAAUAAUAAUAAUAAUAAUAAUAAUAAUAAUAAUAAUAAUAAUAAUAAUAAGUUUAAUAACAACCAUAAUUGAUUUAACAAACUUUUACAAAAUAAGGAGAAAUCAAAUAAAAAUUACCUGAAAGCAGUAGUUCUUCUGAUUCAGAUAGUGAUUCAUCUUCUGAUUCCUCCUCAGAUUCAAGUAGAAGUAGAUCGAAAAGAAAGAAACACAAAAAACAUAGACAUAAAAAAGAUAAACAUCAUAAGAAACACCAUAAAAGAUGA
Paramecium sonneborni is the source of this 1744-nucleotide messenger RNA. The record is from the annotation of a GenBank genome assembly. NCBI's taxonomy places the organism in Eukaryota, Ciliophora, Oligohymenophorea, Peniculida, Parameciidae.